CAGACGAUGGUUGAUGUUUCGCACCAGCUCAAAAAGUGAAUUUGAAAAGAGUUUUUUUUCCUGUUUGCAGAUUCUGUGAAACAGAUUUGAAGAUGGUGGCAAUCCUCUUGUUACUCAGGCUCCUCUUUGUUUCAGGAGCUUUGGCUGCUUGUUCUUAUAAAAAAUUCUGCAUCACUGCACCACAGAUGAUAGAAGCUCUACAUGGAUCCUGUUUGCAGAUCCCUUGUAACUUUAGUUUUCAACCAACACAGGACUUUGCAGGAAAAAACAUUGGUGUGUGGAUUAAAGGGGACCCCAGAUUUGAAACAUUUCCACAAAAUGUGAUCUUCAAUGGCAGCAGGACAGAGAACGAUCCAGUGAAGAUUAUCGGAAACCUGAGCCAGAAAAACUGCACCAGUGUAUUUAACAAUUUGAACAAAACCUACACAGAUAAAUUCUUCUUCAGAGUUGAAAGACAAAAUUUCCGUGCAACAGCUGUUUGUUGCCCUCUUCAAAUAAACGUUACAGAUAUUCCGCCAAGACCCAGAAUUGAAAUGUCAGGUGACCUGAAGGAGGGAAAGUCUCUCACUAUGACCUGCUCAGCUCCCACCCCCUGUCCUCACUCCCCUCCCAAACUGACCUGGGGCCAUAAAGAACAGCCUCACAACAACAUACAUGUAAAUGCUGAUGGAACCCUUACAACUGAAAUCAAGAGAAACAUCACCUUGUCAGACAAAUAUGAUGGAUGCAACAUCACCUGUUCGGCCAUAUAUCCUGUGAAUGGAGGAAAACAUGUUGAGACAACUCCAGUUAAAGUGACUCUCAACAUUUCCUAUGCCCCCAAGGACACAAUGGCAUCCAUUAGUUCGUCACUGUCGGCAGAUGGAUGGGUGAACCUGACCUGCACCAGCAGAGCCAAUCCUCCUGUCAACCACUUCAUCUGGUUCAAGGUGAACCCUGAUGGAGCCACAAACGUUUCGGAAGGAGUCGUUUACAGAGUCAGUGCCACCGAUGGAGGAGUUUAUUUCUGUAAGGCGACUAAUGCUCUUGGUUGCCAGAAGUCACCCAAACUUCAUCUGAAUGUUAAAGAACAUUUACGAUGGGAGCCAGUUCUUGGAGGAAUUGCUGGGAUCGUCUGUCUCAUCUGCUUAAUUAUCUGUGUUUGGUAUUUAAGGUCAACACAUCCAACAAUACAACAGACUCAGAGUCAAACAGGAGAAGAGCUGGUCAUCCAAAACUCAGGCACAAAAACAGAGGAAGAAAUCAUCCAUUACAGUGAGAUUAAUUUCUCCAAGCAGCGAGCUGGGCUGUCCUCAGACUCACUGUGGGACGGGGGGCAGCAGCAGGACACGAUAUAUGCACAGGUCAAAGUGUCCAAGACAGGAAACAGUUCCACACAAGCCCCUGAUAACCAAUGAGAAGUGAAGAAAAAAUUAGUCAUGUUUGGUUUGUGUGUCAGAUCGAACUACUACUACGUUUUUUAUAUUCAUUCAAAUAAAAGUCCCAAAGGCUUCAAUAGUUAGUCUACACACAUCAAAUAUAGGAUAAUAUUUCAAGUUAAAUGUGUUAUUUUUUAAAUAUAGGGGUCAGGGGUAAAAAAUUAUCCCGUUAGAGUACAAACUGUGUGUCCUAUAUUUUAUAUAUUCUUCUGUAAAACUGGAGACUUAAAGAAAUCCAAAGUGUAGGACACUCACAUGGAGGAAGCAGGAUUCAUUUUUCCUGUAUUAGCUGUAAAUGGGUUAGGGUUA
This is a messenger RNA of Paralichthys olivaceus (Japanese flounder), 1727 nucleotides long. Its product is annotated as sialic acid-binding Ig-like lectin 13. NCBI's taxonomy places the organism in Eukaryota, Metazoa, Chordata, Actinopteri, Pleuronectiformes, Paralichthyidae. The record is from RefSeq and is a predicted model, not a curated record.